AACAAACUAGUUAGAAGAAGCUAGUAAAUUGAAUUACAUUCUCUCUCCAAACAGUUCUGGCUCUAUCGUCCGCAAGCGAGCCGGUGAGAAAAAAUACGCAUGCGCCCAAGCAGUCUUGGUAAAACAAAACCCCGCCUGUCCUAGGAACUAUUGGCGAAGUUGUUGUAAGUGCGCAUGUGCUGUGGCGGGCUCGUUUGACUUUACUUAGGCGAAGGCGAUAGAAGUCGCGGAGAUGGAGGAAGGGGAGCUUCUUUCGGGCUGCACAGAAGGUAUUCUUCCAAAGGCUUUGGCUCAACAGACCAGUUCUGAAGACAUGCAGUCUGCUUCUGUAUGCGGAAAAAAGGCUGAGACAUUGGAAAAUGCGUAUAACCAAGAGAGGGUGACUGCUGAAUGCUUUAUCAAACCAGAUAAUAUUGCUAGUUACAGCAGUGCGAUCCCAUUUGAAACGACAGUCAGCCAUUCAGCGGUGUUGGCCGAGACUAGCAAACAAAAAUGCAAUCCAGAAUAUAGUCUGAAGAAUGAGUAUUCCCAUGGCCUUGAAAAAGCAUCCUCAAAGGGCAUUGAUCCUGAAACGCAACGUGCUUCAACUUCAUGUAAUGUAUCCUUUGGACAUCUACCUAGCCCAAAAGUUGCACGUCGCUCCAUGAGUCGCUAUAGUCUGAAACUAAGUGUUAAUCGCCGGAAGUCACUGCCACCUCUUCAUGUGGAUAUUUUGGGAUUGAGUAAGGGAAUCAGCCUGGAUUUGCCAGAGGCUGAGAGAAUGGCAGCACUCCUUCUUUCUAGUUUCCAGUACUCUGCCCAAAAGCUUGAGCAGUCUUUAGGGCACAUGGAAGGCUUUAAUUUUGAAACCUUUCAGCAGAAUGUGAGCUCACUUUCAGAAGAGCUAAGGCUCCACACAAAGAAACUGAUGCUAGAUGGAACUUUGCAGAAAUGUUUUGAGGACCCCAAAUGUGGUUUGUCAGAUCCUGCAUUCAAUGAAUUGGUGACUGCCUUAAAGGACACCAUUGCGAGGUUUUCAGCAGAGAAUCAAGCUUGGGAUGAGCUACUUCAGUCCUACCAGAAAAAAUUGAAAGAAAUAUCCAGGCAGCUAGAAUCAUGCGAGCUGAAACAAGCACCAGAGGAAUCUUGCAGCUACCUUGGGACAUCCCAAGCCCAUGUACUUCAAGCCAAGCCAGACUAUCAGAAAAUACUAGAUUGCCAAGCAGAAGUCUUUUAUUGCCUAGAGGGAGUGUUUGAUGAAAUCAGUCAGAUGGUGAAAGUUUGUCAGACCUAUGUGGAAGAUACUACAUUAUAUCUCCAGAAGCUAUCAGCACAACUUGCAUCAAGAACUUUCCGGAGAUUAGAGAAAUCACCAGCCCGGAAGCUUCUCAGACUUAUCCAGACAAAAUCAUCUGUACUGCCACCUCCAUAGGAUUAAAGUUUCAGUUUCAUUUUGCUAACAGACAUUUCUUCAAAACUGUCUCUUUCUUUAUCUGACUUUCUAAAAUUGAUUUUGGAAAUGUCUAGGUAGGCCCCUAGCUGUUAGCAGCUUAAAUAUUGGCUUGGACAUUGUUACUGAAAAGAGCAAGAAGCUGAUCUCUCCACCAAUGUAUAUUAGUGAAAAAAAAGGUCAAGAGAACAGACAGAUAUAGCAACUUUUCUUUCUGUGCUUGAGUGUAUUUUUCUCCAUGCUAGGACAAACAUUUGGUGAAUAGUAGACAAGUGUGUAAUAACCUUACCGUAUUUUUUAGUUGCUUUUGUCUUGUGCACCAUCUUCAAUAUUCUGAUGCUACUCAGAAAUAAAUUUUAUACUCUUAGAUGUGAAAAAUCAAUUUCCACAUGGCAAAUAUUGGUAAAAGACAGUAUUGAUUUCCAAGUCGUUUGAUUAAAAGUUUUCUGGAAUCCCA
Messenger RNA from Crotalus tigris (Tiger rattlesnake), 1886 nucleotides. RefSeq names its product DSN1 component of MIS12 kinetochore complex (gene DSN1). Gene Ontology annotation, cellular component: MIS12/MIND type complex. Lineage: Eukaryota; Metazoa; Chordata; Lepidosauria; Squamata; Viperidae. The record is from RefSeq and is a predicted model, not a curated record. The transcript has 12 exons. Bases 233 to 1411 code for a protein of 392 amino acids. Gene Ontology annotation, biological process: mitotic sister chromatid segregation; cell division.